This is a messenger RNA of Bipolaris zeicola 26-R-13, 501 nucleotides long. RefSeq lists its product as uncharacterized. Gene Ontology annotation, cellular component: catalytic step 2 spliceosome. The record is from RefSeq and is a predicted model, not a curated record. Gene Ontology annotation, biological process: protein peptidyl-prolyl isomerization; protein folding. Lineage: Eukaryota; Fungi; Ascomycota; Dothideomycetes; Pleosporales; Pleosporaceae. The coding region runs from base 1 to 501 and encodes 166 amino acids. Gene Ontology annotation, molecular function: peptidyl-prolyl cis-trans isomerase activity. The transcript has 2 exons.
AUGGCUACCGACGUCGCACUCGACACUACAAUCGGCACUGUUGUUGUCGAACUCUACAACGACCAUGCGCCAAAGACAUGCAAGAACUUCUCAACCUUGGCCCAGCGCGGCUACUUCAACGGCCUCAUAUUCCAUCGUAUAAUACCAAACUUUAUGAUCCAAGGAGGCGACCCUACAGGUACUGGCCGAGGCGGUGAAUCCAUCUAUGGCGAAAAAUUCGAAGACGAGAUAUCACCGCAACUCAAACACACUGGAGCUGGCAUCCUUAGCAUGGCCAAUUCAGGCCCUAACACAAACGGGUCUCAGUUCUUCAUUACCCUCGCACCUACACCAUGGUUGGACGGAAAGCACACCAUCUUUGGUAGGGUCAAGAGCGGCAUGCAGGUUGUAAAGAAGCUUGGUUUGGUCAAAACAGACAAAGAGGAUCGCCCGGUAGAAGAAGUCAAGAUUGUUAGGGCAUACCUCCCAGAUGAUAACGCUCAAGCGUUACAACGCUAUUAG